UUGUGGAAAAUGGAAAGCAAAGUAGAAAAGAGAAAUUUGGAACGGGAAAUAAGAAUACAAGUGAAACAAGGAUGAAAGAAAAACUACAGAGUGGACAAAGAACAACUAAAAUUGGUGUGGAGGAGGGAAAACUAAAAAGGUGAAAGUGGAAGGAAAAAUACGGAAGUGGGAAAAUAAAUUGUGGAAAAUGCAAAACAAAAAGGGGGAAAGCGGAAAAGAAGCUGAAAGGGUGGAAGAGGGAAAAAUCAAUUAUGGAAAAUGGAAAACGGGUGGAAAUGCUGAAGCGCAAUAUAAGGAAAUGGGUGGAAGAGGGAAGACAAAAUAGUAAAAGGGAAUCGUGUAGUGGAGGGAAAAUGAAAAAAGGUGCAAAUAUGGAAGUGGGAAAACUAAAUUGUGGAAAAUGGAAAACAAAACAGUAGAAAAGGGAAAUGUGGAAAAGGGAAAAUAAGUACAACAGAGAAACAAAAUGAAAAAACUACAGAGUGGACAUGUGGGAAAAUAAACGGAUGGAAGAGGGAAACGUGUGGCGGAGGGAAAACUAAAAAGGUGGAAGAGGAAGGAAAAAUACAGAAGAGGGAAAACUAAAAUGUGGAAAAUGGAACACAAAAACUCGGGAAAUCGGCAAAGAAGCUAAAUAAAAAGGUACAAGAGGGAAAACUCAAUUGUGGAAUAUGGAAAAAAUGGGUGGACAAGAGAAAAUGCAAAAAAGGAAAUAAAACGGAAGAGGUAAGACAAAAUAAUGAAAGGGAAUCAUGUGGAGGAGGGAAAAAACAAGGUGCAAGAAGAGGGAAAAUUAAAUUGUGGGAAAAAUAGAAAACUGAAAAGGGAAAUGUGGAACGGGGAAAAUAAGCACAAGAGAAAUUAAAGGAAAGAAAAACGAGUGGAAGAAGCUAAAAAAAAAGGAAGUGGGAAAAUAAAUGGAUGAAAGGGGGGAAAUAUGGAAGAGGGAAAACUAAAUUGUGUAAAAUAGAAACAAGAUAGGAGAGAAAAAACAGCAAAGAGGGAAAAUAAUUUUGGAAAAGGGAAAACAUGGACAAGGUGGGAAAGAAUACAUUUCACAUCAUAUUUAAGACUGAAAUGUUACGUGUAAUGGCUUGUGAAUAAAAUUACUACUCGUACUCGUGCUCAUUACCAAAACAUGAAAGAAACCAUUUUUGGUAUUUAACAGGCAAACCGUAUCUUAGAAUAUAAUAUUGUGAGUUGGGAUUUUCUUUUUAUUUAUUUGACAAGAGUCUAAUGUAACAGAAAAAACAAAAUUACAAUAUAACCAAGCCACAUUUACACUGAUCAUCUAGUUCAUAUUACAUUUUUGGACACCGAUAAACACAGUCCACUCCUCACUAUGCUUUUCACUACAUUUUCAACCAGAACCAUCAUUUCCUGUCCUCCCUCACUGGCCGACUCCAGGAAAUCCAGACCUAAGACGCGGAAGACGAAAGAAACCCCACGCGCAGAUUUGAGCCAUUAAGUUGGAGAAAAGAAAGGGUUAAAGCGGCACGCCUGGCUGACCUUUGUUUCUGAUCUCUCCUCAGAUCUUGGCCACUUUCUCUCGCCUCCUCUUGACCAGUGCGGCCAAGCUUGCUCUCGUGGCCUGAAUACAAAAUGGAGCGAGGUUGUCACAUCAACGUGGCCAUGCUGGACGACACGGGCGGCAACGGCCUGGCUGGGUCCGGCAUCGCCACGGUGACGGAGCCGGCGGCCAAGCAGCCGCACGGCUCUACCGUCAGCUUCCAUGAUGUACGCUACAAAGUCCACGUCCAGGGCGGCUUUUUCGGGAGGAAAACAUCUAGCUCUCGACAGAUUCUGAUGGAUAUCAACGGCAUCAUGAGGCCAGGCCUGAACGCGAUUCUCGGACCGACUGGAAGCGGAAAGUCAUCGUUUUUGGACAUUCUCGCCGCGAGGAAGGACCCUUCCGGCCUUUCAGGGGAGGUCCUGAUCGAUGGGGCGCCGCAACCGCCUAACUUCAAGUGUUUGUCAGGCUACGUGGUCCAGGAGGACGUGGUCAUGGGUACAUUAACAGUGCGGGAAAAUCUCCGUUUCUCCGCCGCCUUGCGUCUUCCCGCAUGCGUGUCAGAGCGUGAAAAAGAGUUGCGCGUCAACCGCCUCAUCACGGAACUGGGUCUUGCCAAAGUAGCCAACUGCAAGGUUGGCGCACAGAUGACUCGCGGCAUCUCGGGCGGCGAGAGGAAGCGUACCAACAUCGGGAUGGAGCUCAUCAUCGAUCCCCCCGUGCUCUUCUUGGACGAGCCCACCACGGGAUUGGAUGCUAGCACUGCUAACUCUGUCUUGCUGUUGCUGCGAAGGAUGGCCAACCAAGGCAGAACUAUCAUCAUGUCCAUCCACCAGCCUCGCUACUCCAUCUACAGACUCUUUGAUUCGCUCACCUUGUUAGUCGGAGGCAAGAUGGUGUACCACGGACCGGCGCCAAAAGCCUUGGACUACUUUGCAAACAUCGGGUAUUCCUGCGAGCCCCACAACAACCCUGCGGACUUUUUUCUGGACGUGAUCAACGGAGACUUCGCUGUCACCAGCUUGUCCAAAGUCAACCUUUCUCAAGAUUUUGAGGAGAUGUCGAGCUCCAGGCCGAGUAUUGAGGAGCGUCUGGUAUCGGAAUACAAGAGCAGCAGCUACUACAGCGACACGCUUGCCCAGUUGGAUCGCAUCGCUCAGGACAAACGACACUCGGCGUCGCCCGUGUCCCGCACAGUCACCUACAACAGCUCUUUUGGCCAGCAGCUGCGGUGGGUUCUGCGUAGAACCUUCCAGAACCUCAUGCUGAACCCGCAGACGUCCAUGGCGCAGGUUGUGGUGCACAUCUUCCUGGCUCUGAUUGUGGGGGCCAUUUUCUUCAGAGUGAAAGAUGAUCAGAGCGGUAUACAGAACAGGAUGGGGGCGCUCUUCUUCAUCACCACCAACCAGUGUUUCAGCACCGUGUCGGCGGCCGAACUCUUCAUUGCUGAGCGCAAGCUCUUCGCACAUGAAUACAUCAGCGGCUACUACAGAGUGUCGGUGUACUUCCUGUCCAAAGUUUUGUCUGAUAUAGCCCUGCGCACCGUCACCUCCGUCAUCUUCAGCUGCGGCGUUUAUUUCAUGAUCGGGUUGAAGUGCAGCGCGUCGGCCUUCUCCGUGUUCACGUUGACGGUGACGCUGGUGGCGUACACGGCCACCGCCAUGACCGUGGCCAUCUCGGCAGACCAGACGGCGGUGGCGCUCGCCAACAUCUUCAUGACCAUCACUUUUGUUUUCAUGAUGAUCUUUUCAGGUCUUUUGGUGAACCUUCCGAGCAUUAUGGACUGGCUGGCUUGGCUUAAGUACUUGAGUAUUCCUCGCUACGGGCUUGCGGCCCUCAAAAUCAAUGAAUUCGUGGGGCUAAAAUUCUGCCAGAACGCGACCGCCGCCGUCACCGGCUGCAACUGCAGCGCACCGACCACCGCUGGACCGACGUGUACGGGAGAGCAACAUCUGGAAUAUUUGGGGAUCCGCUACGACACGUGGGGAUUGUGGGAGAACCACGUGGCCUUGCUCAUCAUGCUCGUCGUCUUCCUCUUUAUUUCUUAUAUCAAACUUCGCUACGUGAAGAAGUUCACUUAAGAGGGAGAAAAUACAGUUUCAAACGUAGAUUCCAUAUUUUUUCUGUAUUUAUCUCAGCAGUUAACGUUUGAUAUUGUAGAUUAAAAUGACCUUUUUUUAUUGCGACAUGUUAUAUUCUCCGUACCAUAAAUAUAUUCAUGUAUCAGUAUCAUGAAUCCUGUUUUUUUCCCUUUGUCUUGAAUUACAAUACACAAUGGACUGCAGAUAGAUAGCUUGCUCUCCUCCAUUGGUAUCAACCACACACCCCAUUCUUGGUUCACUUCCUACUCCCGCUCCCAAUUUGUCAGACUCGGCCCCCACAAAUCCAAGUCCCUUCCCUCCUCUCUCACCCUCUGCCUAGAAGACAUUAACUAAAGGUUCUCCACUAACUUCCUACUUCUCAAUAGCUCAAAAACAGAAGUCCUUCUUGUAGGCACCUCCGCCAUGUUCACUUAUGACAAUAACUUCUCUAUUACCGUCAAUAAUGUACCGAUCUCUCCUACUCAGGUUAAGAAUCUAGGUGUCAUCCUCGACAGCACCCUCUCCUUCCUUUCCCAAGUCAACGAUAUCUCCAGAUCAUCCUACUUCCACUUUUGUAAUAUUUCUCGCAUCCUUCCUUCUCUCACCUGCCACAACACUUCCACUGUUGUUUGCAGUCUGAUCACCUCCCGGCUUGACUAUUGUAACUCACUGCUCUUCGGUCUCCCAAAUAAGUCCCUACAGAAACUGCGGCACCUCCAAAACUCAGCAGGUUACACUUAGCUUCAGGAGGUUGUUGGUGCAGUGAGGUGAGAAAUUGAGUUUUGAUAGGUGAUAAUGGACUCCUUGCCACAGAGAAGACAGCAGUGUUGUUUUUGGCAGCCCUUUUAACUUUCAUUUUAGUCUUUUGGACAAAAAUACUUAUUAGUCUUAGUCAUAUUUUAGUCAUUUGUUCUUCUAGUUUUAGUCGACAAUUACUCAAAAAAUUUUGUCGGUAAACUUAAAGAUUUUUAGUCCAUAAAUAAAUAAAAGGUUUCCAACAAUUUCAAAUGAAAACAUUGACAGACGGGCUAAGAAGGACAUAAACAUCUUCGUGAUGAUCAUAAACACAGCAGAAAAACAGUACAAUAUUUUCAAUUAAUUAAACUCACCUGGACGCCAAGAAUUAUGUGUAAGAAGUUUUCCAAGAGUUUAAGAUAGGGGUCCCCAAACUACGGCCCGCCUCCACAUUUGGUCCAGCCCCCUGAACAAUUUAUUUUUUUUUUUUUCCGAUAGUGUUAUUUAUUUCUUGGCUUUUUCUGUGAAGAACCCAGAGAGGGUUAUUUGGUUAUUAUUAGGGCUGUCAAAAUUAUCGCGU
This is a messenger RNA of Corythoichthys intestinalis (scribbled pipefish), 4906 nucleotides long. RefSeq names its product ATP binding cassette subfamily G member 2 (JR blood group) (gene abcg2d). Lineage: Eukaryota; Metazoa; Chordata; Actinopteri; Syngnathiformes; Syngnathidae. The transcript has 16 exons. The coding region runs from base 1603 to 3591 and encodes 662 amino acids. The record is from RefSeq and is a predicted model, not a curated record. Gene Ontology annotation, molecular function: ABC-type transporter activity; ATP binding; efflux transmembrane transporter activity. Gene Ontology annotation, biological process: transmembrane transport. Gene Ontology annotation, cellular component: plasma membrane.